This is a messenger RNA of Dentiscutata erythropus, 1419 nucleotides long. Lineage: Eukaryota; Fungi; Glomeromycota; Glomeromycetes; Diversisporales; Gigasporaceae. The record is from the annotation of a GenBank genome assembly.
AUGGACCCUAAUAGUAAUAAUGACGAUAAAGAUAGCAAUACAAAUGCUGUCGACAAUGUUCAAAGAGACAUUAGUAGUAGUGAUGCAAAAGAUUUUUACCCACAAAUGGUAGAAGAUCAAUCGAUACAACACUUGAUUUCAUGGGCAAUUUCUGGUGAUGUUUUUAGUGUAUCGAAUCCUACCGAAUUUUCAAAAACUGUCUUGCCACAAUAUUUUAAACAUAACAAUUGGCAAAGUUUUGUGAGACAAUUAAACAUGUAUGGUUUUCAUAAAGUAAAUGAUAUGUUUCACGCAAAUCCGACGAGUGAGAGUCAAGCAUGGGAAUUUAAGCACCCAGAAUUUCGUCGAGGACAACUUGCUGCCUUACAAAAUAUUAAACGUAAAAGCGCAAAGCAUCAAUCAUCUAAUCAUAUUAAAGGAAAUUUAUCUAGUGCUGGUACUGGACAAAAUCCAUCAUCAGAUAUUACUGCUGCUGAUGCUGUGCGUGAUGAAAAGAUUGAAUAUUUAACAAAUCAAAUGGCUGAGAUAAUGGAAAAAAUGCGCCAAAUGAGUGAAAAUUAUAGCUUACUUUACGCAGAAACCGUUUCGUGCCGAAUGCAACAAUCGAAACACGAAAAGGUAAUUACUGAUAUUGCGAAUUUUCUUUCAUCAAUACUACGUGAAGUGGAUUGUAUACAAGCAGAAGUAGUCAAGUUUGGGCAAGGUGAUAUACCACCCUCCCCUCAUCCUCCUAUGAUGCAAUUUCCCCAUUACUAUAGAGAAGGAAUGCACCCAACUCGAUCAAUGUCAACUCCACAACCCAUGAUUGGAGUUGAAUCUACUUCCUCUUCGCAUCAUUCUUCAUCAUUCUUGGGUUCGCAAUCUCUUCAUAGAUCGCCCACUAAAAUUCCAUCAUCUAGUCCUUUAUCUAUGUUACCGGAAUUACCAUUUACACAUCAUUUUCAACCUAGCAAUAAUUAUCUUCGGCAUCGUUCUCCUGAGCCGAUAACGAAUACGAGCCCUAGUGGUGAAUCAAGAACUUCAUCUAUAGACGCUUACAGAUCUUCCUCUAUACAAUCUACGAGUUCUAACUCGUCUCAAACAACUCCGAAAUACCCUCAACCUAGCCGUUCAUCAACACACCCGUCACAUAUGCAAUCAGCGAGUACACCAAGUCGACGAGCGUCACAACCUACUACCUCUCUAAGUUUUGGUUCUGAUAGCAAUCUAUUAAAUCCAUCUGAAACAAAUAGAUACAAAGACAAUAAUACAACUACAAUACCAAAAUCGCAAAGUGCUACAUCAUCUUCUCCCACUCCCUAUAGUAAGUCUGAAGAUCCAAUCGUUACCAAUCCCACGACAACACAGCAACGACCCCCUCCAUUACCUGAUCCCCCAGACAAUGAAAUUGAACAUAAUAAACGUCACAAGAAAAAUUAA